AUGCUCCAUCCUACUUUUAUCUUUAGCCCUCCCUGCCGUAUCUCUCUCAAACAGGCUAGUAGCGGGGCACCUCGCCGACUGCAAAGCCGCCGCGUCUCGUGUUCGGCUCAGAGUUUUGAAUCACCGGAUGGAUGUCACUCGUGGCGAUCGGGUGCGCUCCAGGCUCUUCACUCAAGAGCCGAGGCGGCUUCCGAUGAACCCGGAUCGAUGACAUCGAUGUACGGCGGAGAUGAUGAUGAUGGGAGCUCAUCAGGAGGUGGGGGUGGUGGAGGCGGUGGGGAGUUUUCUAGCGAUCCUAGCGGUCCUGGAGAAAGCUCUGAUGGCCCACUUCCGAAAGACGUCCGCAUAGCGUUAGCUGCCGGGGUUUUAUCUAAAGAGGCGUUGUCUCGCUAUAAGGAGGCGAUUGCCAAUCCACUAAUGAAGCUUUGCUUGGGGAUCCCUGCGUUCCGCACCCGCUUCUUGGCCGAUUCAUCAUUCGUCUUCAAGUUAUUGGUACAAGAGGUCGUUGGCAAUGGUACGGCGCUAGCGUCUGAGAUAGCGGUGCGCGGCAAGGAUAUCAUGCAGGAGUUGGAGUACGUGGCCUCUGACCUCAUUGUGGGUACUGUUGUCGAAGCGGCCUUCGUCUGGCUGCUAGCUCCCACACUAUCCCUGCCAAAUGAAACCAUGUCUGGACUGGGCAAGUACCUCGCUACCCUGCCCAGCAAUAUCUUCCAGCAGUCUACAGCUCUGCAGAGCUUCACACUGUCUCAGCGAGCCGUCUCUUUCUUUUAUGCCGGUGCACAGUAUGCUUUGGUUGGUUUUGUUGCGGGAAUCGUCGGCACAGCGAUCACGUACGGCUUAAUAGAGGGCCGCAAACAACUUGACAAGAGUUACCAGCCGGAACGCCCCUUGCCUGCGGUCGUUCCCAACUCUGCAGCGUGGGGCGCAUUCAUGGCUCUGUCCAGCAACACCAGGUUUCAGAUUGUCGAGGGUAUGGAACUUGGGGUUGCUCGAUUGGCAGGAGGGCGGGCACAAGGCGCUGUCAAUAGUGGAAUCGUAGCUCUUCGAUUUGCAAACAACUACUGGGGAGGCGUCCAGUUUGUGCAGUUCUUCCGGUAUCUCGGGUUACACGCGACGGGCGACAGUGAAGAAGAAUAA
Messenger RNA from Chondrus crispus (carragheen), 1137 nucleotides. RefSeq lists its product as hypothetical. Bases 1 to 1137 code for a protein of 378 amino acids. The transcript has a single exon. Gene Ontology annotation, biological process: plant organ development. Gene Ontology annotation, cellular component: chloroplast inner membrane. Lineage: Eukaryota; Rhodophyta; Florideophyceae; Gigartinales; Gigartinaceae. The record is from RefSeq and is a predicted model, not a curated record.